Molecule: messenger RNA, 734 nt
Organism: Malaclemys terrapin pileata
Lineage: Eukaryota; Metazoa; Chordata; Testudines; Emydidae
Product: calcium-binding protein 5-like
Exons: 6
Coding region: 13-534 (173 amino acids)
Molecular function (GO): calcium ion binding
Source: RefSeq, a predicted model, not a curated record
GCAGCCGGCACCAUGCAGAACGCCCUGGGGCCCGCCUGCAUCUUCCUGCGCAAGGGCAUCGCUGAGAAGCAUGGGCACCGGGAGCUGGGAGCCGAUGAAAUUGAAGAGCUGCGCGAGGCCUUCGCGGAGUUCGACAAGGACAAGGACGGGCUGAUCGGCUGCAAGGACCUGGGCAACCUGAUGCGCACCAUGGGCUACAUGCCCACCGAGAUGGAGCUCAUCGAGCUCUCGCAGCAGAUCAACAUGAACCUGGGGGGCCAGGUGGAUUUCGAAGACUUCGUGGAGCUGAUGACACCCAAGCUGCUGGCCGAGACGGCCGGGAUGAUUGGGCUGCAGGAGAUGAGGGACGCCUUCAAGGAGUUUGACACCAACGGGGACGGGGAGAUCACGCUGGACGAGCUGCAGCUGGCCAUGCAGCGCCUCAUGGGCGAGCGGCUCACCCCCCGCGAGAUCAGCGACGUGGUCAAGGAGGCCGACAUCAACGGGGACGGGACCGUCGACUUCGAGGAGUUUGUGAAGAUGAUGUCACGCUGAGGGGCCUGAGCCCUGCCGAGAUCAGAGACUGACCUUGGGGGGGGGGGGUCGAGCCCGACUGGCUGUCAAGACACCACUAUGAGUUACCCCCAAAUCGCUGCAUCCUGCCCCCCACCUCCCUGCCAACUACCCCCAGAGUCCCCAAUGCCUUCCCCAGCCUCCUCUUCCCCAGCCUCCUCACCCCCAGCCCCCUCCCACAG